Molecule: messenger RNA, 1931 nt
Organism: Macadamia integrifolia
Lineage: Eukaryota; Viridiplantae; Streptophyta; Magnoliopsida; Proteales; Proteaceae
Product: probable inactive patatin-like protein 9
Exons: 2
Coding region: 250-1401 (383 amino acids)
Biological process (GO): lipid metabolic process
Source: RefSeq, a predicted model, not a curated record
UUCCCUCGCACUUGGUUUUUACAAAGCCCCGGCACACUCAAACACGCACCACAAUCACCACCACCACCACCAACACAGCACACACACUCAAGGAGCUUGAGUUUUAGACAGAGAAGGAGAUCAGAGAAGCAAUUUCCGCCAUUAAAUGCUUCUCAGGAAGAAAACGUGACCUUUCUCCUUUUACACGGAUCGACAGCUUCAACAUCUUGGCAUCAUCAAGAACCAAAUACAGGAACGAGUAAGAGAGGAAUGGAGCUUAGUAAAGUAACGUUGGAGAUCUUCUCGAGACUGGAGCAGAAAUGGCUAUCUCAUUGUGAAGAUAAAAAAACCAGAAUUCUCAGCAUUGAUGGUGGUGGAACCAAAGGUCUCAUAGCAGGAGCGGCCUUAAUCCAUCUCGAAAGCCAGAUCCAAUCCAAAACCAGAGAUUCUCAAUCUCGAAUCGUCGAUUUCUUUGACGUUCUUGCCGGCACUGGAAUUGGUGCCAUUUUCGCCGCAAUGCUGACUGCCGAUGACGGCAACGGCCGACCACUCUACACCGCCAGAGACGCCGUCAAAUUCGUACAGGAAAAACACUCUGAGAUGUUCAAGAUCAAGCAUGAAGGGAUUCUCCGGCGCCGGCUAAGAUUUUCCUGUAAGAGCAUCGAUAAAGUCUUGAAAGAAGCGUUAACUAGAGAUGACGGUAAGGUUUUGACGUUAAGGGACACGUGUAAGCCUCUCCUUGUUCCUUGCUACGAUCUCAAUAGUUCUGCUCCGUUCGUCUUCUCCCGUGCCGACGCUUCAGAGUCUCAAAGCUUCGAUUUCGAACUUUGGAAGGUCUGCCGUGCCACGUCAGCAACUCCGAGCUUAUUCAAACCGUUUCAUCUAACCUCCAUUGACGGAAAAACGUCGUGUUUGGCUAUUGACGGAGGUCUCGUCAUGAACAAUCCAACAGCGGCUGCCGUUACUCAUGCCUUACAUAACAAACGGGAUUUCCCAUCAAUUAACGGCGUUGAAGACUUGCUCGUUCUAUCACUAGGUAACGGUCCGUUGAGCGGUCCCUCUCUGUCACCAUUAGGACGGGACGGAGAAUGCUCUACAACGUCGGUCGUUGGCAUUGUCCUCGACGGCGUCUCGGAAACCGUCGACCAAAUGCUCGGGAACGCUUUCUGUUGGAACCGUACGGACUAUAUGAGAAUCCAGGCUAACGGCUUUGUCUCACGAGAAGUGGAGCUUACAAUUGAUGGGAUACUAGAAGAGAGAGGAGUGGAGUCCCUACCGAUUGGUGGGAAGCGGUUGCUGACGGAGACUAACGGACAGCGAAUCGAGUGUUUCGUGCAACGCCUUGUUGCUUCGGGAAAGAGUAGCUUACCGCCUAGUCCUAGCAAAGAAAUCGCCGUUAGUCAUCUGGUUAAUGGACGUUAAUCGUGUUUUUUCUCAACCAUGGUUUUGUUUUUAACCUCAAGUUUACUUUAAAGUUUAAACUGUUCUGUCGUUAGAGUUAAAUUCCUCUCUCUCUCUCUCUCUCAACCAUGGUUUUGUUUUUAACCUCAAGUUUACGUUAAAGUUUAAACUGUUCUGUCGUUAGAGUUAAAUUCCUCUCUCUCUCUCUCUCUCUCUCUCUCUCUCUCUCACUCUCAAGUCUCAACCGAUUCUCUUUCUAGGAUUGAUGCAACUACAAUGACUUCAUCCCAACAAUUUCCAACUAACUGUGAUUGGAACUCCUGCUUUUGGGAUUCAAGGUAGAUAACCUAAUGCAGCUGAUUUAAGACCUGGUUCUUGGUUGUUGGUGGUUGGCACCGUUUGAAGUAUGGGAAAGAGAUUUGAGGACCACACGGGCAUUCAUCUCACCCUUCAUUGUAUUAUUGGUCCUGUUGUUGUUGUUGUUCAGUGAAGAGUGAUGAAUGGUACACCGCGAAAUUUAUUUGUCGAAUUGGAAUAAUCCCUUUCUUCUA